AUGUCCACCACCAGCACCAAGACGACCCCGAUACGCGUGUCGGUCAGCUUCAAGGAAUCCUCCGUUUUCGCCGGCGAAGACGUCCAGUGCACCAUCACCUUCAAGAACGUCGCCUCGACCCAAUCCGCCGCCGAGCGCACCCCUCAGAACUCGUCCUGCGGCGACCCCCGCCUCCUGCAUCCUGAGCGCUCGCGCUCCAAGCCGCUUCCCGCGCGCGCCCCCUCUGUCGCACAAUCGGUAGCUCCCUCGGUCACCCCCAGCAUCCCGUCGUCGGUCCAGCCGUCUGCCAGCAAGAACUCGUCGCUCCACGAUGUCGCCGUCAUCCCGCAAGGGGCUCACAGCGCCGCGCCGCCUGGGAGAGCCCGCGGCCACCGCCCAACCCUCAGCUUGAACACCCCGCACCUUCCGGGCGUCCCGCGGUCGCCGUCGGCGCCCAGCAAUGCCCCCAAUGGCUCUACUACGCCCGUCCACAAGCACGGCAGGUCUCUGUCGAUAAUGUCUAUUCACAGCGAUGCCAUCAACGGCACCACCUCUCCUGGAGGCGUGGCCCCGCCCAAGCGCCCUGUGAGAGGACACGGAAGGAGUACAAGUCUCCAAGUUGUCUCUCCCCGUGGUGGAAGUUCGGGUGGGCCGAACAGCUCUCGUUCCUUGCAACCCUCUCCAUUUUUCAGCACAUCACCGCCCCCACUGGGCCGAGCACAGACGGAUAAUAGCGUGUCAACCCGGCCGAGACCGAGCAGACGAACGUCAAAGCAGGGCACUUCGCCGGGAACGCCUGUGGCCAAUGAGACCAGGAAAGCGUCGCUGGGGAGCUUCAAGUUUCCUCCCACGUCGCCUGAGCCUGGCUCUGCUCUCGGGGAGAUGAGCCCUGCGUUGGAGAUAUCUCCAGCAGAAGACGCCUUCAUCGUCCCUCGUACGAGGCACGCGUCACUAGUGCCGUCACCGGGCAAUUCCUUGACGAGGAGCCCAGAGGAGAUUGCGCCGCCGCGAGAGAAACUACAGCCAUCGCCAGUCACGAGGAUAAUAUCAGGCGCGAGCAUGAACGGAGGCAGUUCUCGCAGCAGUGGCGAGUUCUACACCGUGAGCAACAACUCCACCGAGACCUUGGCAUCGGAAUACAUAGCACGACCAACAGCUCGCCUUCUUCCCAAGUUGAUGCAGGAUCGCAGGCCUUCAAAUCUUGUACCAGCGCAAUCGCGUCAAGACAAACCCGAAGUCUUGAUGAUGGGCUAUGCCCAAGUCAUGGGCUCGUUCACUCUCGACGGAUCGCUCAUCAACCAAGGACCUUUCGAGGAAGUCAAACGGAAAGGCAUGAUGGGAGGGCAGGGAGGUGGCGGUGUUGUCGGCAUCGAGCGAACAAAACGUGACAGUGGACUGUUCGGCGCGCUUGGCUGGUCGAAUCUUGGAGAGUCACUCGGAGGUCUCCUGGGUGGCGCCGAGCCUAGCAGCAUCCGUGAGAUGCGAUCUGUUGCAAGCGCAAAGACUGUUCCGCUGCUAAGCACACCGCAAAGCAUUCUCUUUGUCGAUCUGAAACUAGCCCCUGGAGAGGAGAAGAGUUACACGUACACAUUCACGCUACCAAGAGGACUACCACCAUCGCACAAGGGAAGGGCAAUGAAGGUGAAUUACCACCUAAACAUCGGAACUCAAAGACCCGGCAGCGCGGCAAGAGCAGUGAGGAGUGUAACCGUGCCUUUCCGGGUCUUUGGAAGCGUAAACAACCUUGGCGAAAUUCUCGGACACGACUUGAUGUCACCGUACAUAAUUCUGCGCGACCAGGCUACCAUCGAGACUGUUGAAGACCCCAAAGCUCAAUUAAUACCCAAUGGUUCAAUCAGCAGAAAGACGACCGGCGAGGCAAAGCAGGCCCGGGUCGAAUUCGAAACCUAUGUGCGGAAUCUACUCGAAACAGCGAAACGCGAUCCAAAUUCUAGCCUCCUAUCGCCCACCGAUGCGCCCUCAGAAUAUCGACGCCGUCGCUCCACGGUCGAGGACCUACCUGUCAACUCGAUGAAAGAGGCCAUCGAUUUUGCAAUCCUUCGUUCUAACAGCAGUUCCUUCUCCAGCGCUUCGACCAACCGUUUCGAGAUCGCGCGCAACGGACGGCGUGUGGCGGUGAUUCGGCUGGCACGACCGGCGUUCCGGCUCGGAGAGACGAUCUCGAUGGUGAUCGACUUUGACAACGCGGAUAUACCCGUGUACGGCAUCGCGGUGACGCUCGAGUCGAGCGAGAAGGUGGACCCAGCCAUCGCGCUGCGCAGCGGGGCGAGCAUCCACCGGGUGACGCGCAAGGUGCACGCCAGCUUCGCUGAGAACACGCUGUUCGCGCGGCGCGUCAGCUUCGCGCCCACGGUUCCGCCGAACGCGACGCCCGAGUUCAUCACGAGUGGUGUCAGCCUGGAGUGGAAGCUUAGGGUCGAGUUCGUCACGCCCAGGAUCGCCCAUAAUCAUCAUCAUCACCAUCACCACGGCAGCAGCAGUGCCUACGGUAGCGCCUACAACAGCCGCAAUAACAGCGUUGCGAACACGCCCGUCAUGGAGAAGCCGCCGCUGCCGCUGCCGCUGCAGUUCGGAGAGAGCUGGGGCGGAGCCGGAUCGUUGAUGGAAGAGAUGGGCAGCGAUGAUCGUGGCACCGUGCUGGCGGCGGUGGAGAGGCUGAACUGCGAGAGCUUCGAGGUCGCCGUGCCCAUCAGGGUGUACGGAUCCCUGACGGGCUCGGACAGCUUGACGGCUGCGGGCGAGCAGGAGGAUGGAUACGCCAUCUAA
Messenger RNA from Lasiodiplodia theobromae, 2766 nucleotides. RefSeq names its product Intracellular protein transport protein. Gene Ontology annotation, cellular component: Golgi membrane; Ric1-Rgp1 guanyl-nucleotide exchange factor complex. Gene Ontology annotation, biological process: retrograde transport, endosome to Golgi. The record is from RefSeq and is a predicted model, not a curated record. The transcript is spliced from 3 exons. Bases 1 to 2766 code for a protein of 921 amino acids. NCBI's taxonomy places the organism in Eukaryota, Fungi, Ascomycota, Dothideomycetes, Botryosphaeriales, Botryosphaeriaceae.